Molecule: messenger RNA, 588 nt
Organism: Rhizophagus irregularis DAOM 181602=DAOM 197198
Lineage: Eukaryota; Fungi; Glomeromycota; Glomeromycetes; Glomerales; Glomeraceae
Source: RefSeq, a predicted model, not a curated record
UGAUUUUACAUUUGCAUUUGUCACGUAACAUUGAAUAAUUCUUUCAUGUAUAAAAAUAUUAUCUAUCGUCAUCUGAGCUUGAAGUAUUGAUCACUGAGCUUGAGGCUAAGAAAACUGACGAGAAAGCUAGGCUUGAAGCAUUGAGACAGAGUUUCGCUGAGUUUGAGGCAGAAUUUUAAAACUAGAGCAGGAUCAGGCAGAAAGAGAAUCUAAGAAAAAUCGCAAAUUCCCUAAUGAAGAACCUAUGAUUGAAUAUCGUCCUCCUUUCUUGAAUAGAUUAGAGCUUGAUGCCUUUUUCCAAAAAUAUCGAAUAGCAUUAGAGGUGCAAGGGGCUCAACAUCGGCUUCAUAGCACUAGCUGGUAUAAAGAUGUCAAAAAACUCGAGGACAUCGUUAAUCGUAAAAAAGAUGCAUUUGUCUGGAAUCUGGAUAAUGGAAUUUUCCUUAUUGAAGUACGGUAUGACCAAAACCCAGAAAUUGUUAUUCCAGAAAGGAUACGAAAAAUUAAGGAGUUCGUUAAUCAAGCAUCCAAAAGUUUCGAUCUCCUAUAAUCAGUAACUUAUACAGUAAUACACAGAUAUUUAAUUUU